ACCUUCAUCCGUGUCACCUGACAGUCAGCUGUCUAGCAGUGCAUACACAAUAAACACCAGAAUCUGUUUAAAGUCUUAUUGUUAAUCAGUUUUAAAUCACUAUUUUGUGAGUUUAUAGUGAAAUGUGAUUUGGUUUAAGCCGCGCAGCUCUCUUUACGCUCUUUUAGUAUUAGUAGAGAUGAAAAUGUCAGGACCGAACGGAGAUCCCGAGCUUAUAGCUGACGAUGGAAUCAUCGAGGAUGAGGAUGAUUUUAAUGAAGAAGAGUAUGCGGCCAUUAACUCCAUGCUGGACCAGAUAAACUCCUGCCUGGACAACUUGGAGGAGCGGAACGACGCUCUGAAUGGACAACUGCACGAGCUCCUGGAGUCUAACCGGCAGGCUCGGCAGGAUUUCAGAGCUCAGCUCAACAAAAAGCAACCAGAGGAGCAGAAACCGCCGCCGUCUGAGAAGUGAUGACCGAGCGGACGCUGGGUUCCAGUCCAUUCCACUGGCAUGAAUCUGUGCUGUAUUUGUUUAUUGUAUUUACUGUAUAAGACAAACGUCUAGCUUCAUGUGUACAGCAGUGUUCCUUCAUGUCAUAUUUUAUUGUUGUUUUUAUCUAAACAGAGAUGAAUUAUACAGUGAUGGAUAUUUCAUAAAUCACUCCUUCAAACCCAAGAAGCUCAAUCAUCAAAUAUUUUAAUAGACAUUAAAAUGCAGAAAACAAACAUCUGGAGGAGAGAGAGAGAAAAAAACAAACAAGAUGCUUCCAGCUCCUAUAAAACAACCUUUUUUGUUUUAAAAUCCUUAUUUCAUUUGUAGAAUAAAAAUAGAUUAUGAAAUGUA
This is a messenger RNA of Hemibagrus wyckioides, 826 nucleotides long. RefSeq names its product bublin coiled coil protein (gene bbln). The record is from RefSeq and is a predicted model, not a curated record. The transcript is spliced from 2 exons. NCBI's taxonomy places the organism in Eukaryota, Metazoa, Chordata, Actinopteri, Siluriformes, Bagridae. The coding region runs from base 179 to 454 and encodes 91 amino acids.